UCUUCAUUUCGUUUUCAGCUACUUAAUUGAAUUUGUCCGUAGUAGACCACCCCAUAUGUUAUUGUUUGAAUAAGGAUAGUACAUCCUUCAAUCAAUAAUACUGUUUUUUUUUUUUUAUAUAUAUAUGUAUAUACAGUAUUUAUUCCAUAUAUGCAUGAAGCUAAAGUUCCCUCUUUGUAUUCCUUAAAACUCUACAGAGCCCGUUCCCAUUGUUCUUCUCUGAUAUUUUAAAAAAGAUAUGGAAACUUCACAAUCUCUUUCUAUUGAAAGCUUUUCAUAUAGUUGGUUAGUUGAUAUGGGAGAUUCUUUUAGAGCCUCCAUGGAUGCAUCAUCAGAUGAUUAUGAAACUGCUUUCAUUGAGAUGGAUCCGACACUUCCUCCUUCAAAGAGGUUUUUUAAUGUGAAUCCACAAGAUUUGAACUUUGAUUUUCCUACAUCUGAAUCUCCUUUAACUCUUGUCCAUGCUGAUGAACUCAUUUCCAACGGCUUCUUGAUGCCUUUUUUCAUGAAGAAGCCAAUGAAGAUGGGGUCGGAUUACGAUGUAAUUCAUUCUGACUCCAUCAGGAAUUCUCCGGCAUCUUCAGUGGAGCAGAAUGAACCGCGUUUGUCCUGCAGGAGGGUUAAUCGUUGUGUAUCGUUGAGAAGAUGCAGGAGUUUGUCGAGGCGAAUUUUGGUUAAGUAUUUGGAUUUUAUUAGGCCUUUUUGCCAGAAAAUAAGAAGAUGUAGUAGACUUGGUAGGUGCAGAUCAAGUAAUGGGAAGGAAGUAAUGAAGAAGUGGGAAUACUCAUCUGCAGCAACAUCUCCAAGAACAAGUGUAGCUUAUUCUGUUGAUAAUUGGCGUAGGUCUUGUGAUUCUGAAAGCUCUAUUUAUGAAGCUGUUCUACAUUGCAAAAGAACCAUUAAUGGUAAAUAGAGAAUGAGAACAAAGUAAUGUCAUGGAGCUAAAGAACAAAGAAAGAAAGAUGAGAGAUGUGAAGAUGAGCACAUGUCACUGGAUACAUUGUCACUUUCUAUAGUUCUUGUAUCUUCUUCAAGAAUGGGAUUGUGAAUUUUUUGUCUUUUUGAGGAAGUUGGAAAGCUGUAAGGAAGAGAAGCGUCAGCCAUGAGAAAAAAUAUUCUUGGAAUUUUUGAAGAUACGAUAUAUCUUCGUGAUGACUCAUAAUUUUUUGUCCUUUUUUUUUUUUUUUUUCCUCCUCUCUCAGAGGAAGAACACAAAUCCAACUUGGAAAUUGUCCUGCUUUGUGCUUUGUAAAGUUUUAUGGGAAUAAUAUUUCAGAAAUAUAUUGUAUGUCA
Molecule: messenger RNA, 1293 nt
Organism: Lycium ferocissimum
Lineage: Eukaryota; Viridiplantae; Streptophyta; Magnoliopsida; Solanales; Solanaceae
Product: probable membrane-associated kinase regulator 6
Exons: 2
Coding region: 239-913 (224 amino acids)
Source: RefSeq, a predicted model, not a curated record